Oncorhynchus gorbuscha (pink salmon) is the source of this 2232-nucleotide messenger RNA. It is a transcript of the gene ephx2, whose product is annotated as epoxide hydrolase 2, cytoplasmic. The coding region runs from base 208 to 1887 and encodes 559 amino acids. Gene Ontology annotation, biological process: cholesterol homeostasis; phospholipid dephosphorylation. Gene Ontology annotation, molecular function: magnesium ion binding; lipid phosphatase activity. Lineage: Eukaryota; Metazoa; Chordata; Actinopteri; Salmoniformes; Salmonidae. Gene Ontology annotation, cellular component: peroxisome. The transcript is spliced from 19 exons. The record is from RefSeq and is a predicted model, not a curated record.
UAUUAGACGUAUUAGACAGUUUCUCAAGUGUUCAGCGGCGCGAUUACGAUGAACGCAUCCAUUUGUUUAAUGGGAGGGGUUGUGUAACCGUAUGAAAAGGCAGAACACUUUCUUUCUACAUAAAUAUUUUUAGUUGUUCAGAGUUUCGCUUUGACUCUUUUCUACCCAGUGCCCUGUAAAGAUUCCACGGACAGAGAGAUCGGUGAAAUGGCGAGCAAGAAGGCAGUUUUGUUCAAUCUGUGGGGUGUCGUGGUUUCUCCCAGACCCGCAGAAACUUUCCUCAAAUUCGAAGAGACCCACAAACUCCCCAGUGGUUUUCUGGCGAAGCUGGUGACAAAUGAGGACAGCGCCAUGCAACGUGCAGAGAGGGGCAAACUCUCCCUCUCUCAGAUAAUCCCAGAGCUUGAUGCAGAGUGUGUGAGUGCAGCAUCAGAUCAGAAGGUCAGUCUUCCUGCUGGGUUCUCUGUUAAGAGCCUGUUGGAGGAACUCAGAGACUCAACCACCGUCAACAAACACAUUCUGCAGACCGUAGCUACGCUCCGCACACAAGGGUUAUUGACAGGUGUGUUGGCCAACCAGUGGGUGGAUGACAGUGGGUGUGGAGAUAGCUCUGGCCGUCUCCUCUCUCUGCUGGGCGGCCAUUUUGAUGUGGUGCUACAGUCCUGUCGUACCGGCCUCAGGGUCCCAGAGGCCGACCUGUUCAUCUCCGCUCUCAAACAGCUGGGAGUGCCUCCGAAACAGGCUCUGUGGUUGGCUGAUGAUGAGAAGGGGGUGGGAGCAGCAGAGGCAUUAGGGAUGACAGCUGUUUUGGUGAAGGACCUGCCUGAAGCUCUGAAACAAGUAGAGACCUUCACUGGAGUGCAGGCUGUAACAGGGGAAAGCUACCCAGCCUCUUGCAGCCCAGAAGAAGUUUCUCAUGGAUAUGUCACCGUCAAGCCCGAUGUAAAGUUGCACUAUGUGGAGAUGGGGACGGGGCCUCCGGUCAUGCUGUGUCAUGGCUUCCCUGAGAGCUGGUACUCCUGGAGAUACCAGAUCCCAGCUCUAGCAGAUGCAGGGUUUAGAGUGGUUUCUCUGGACAUGAAGGGCUAUGGACAGUCUACAGCACCACCAGAUAUAGAGGAGUUCUCACAGGAACAGAUCUGCCAGGAUCUUGUGACUUUCAUGGAUAAAAUGGGUAUUCCCCAGGUGACUCUGGUUGGUCAUGAUUGGGGUGGAUCUGUGGUCUGGAACAUGGCCCAGUGUCAUCCAGAGAGAGUCAGAGCGGUAGCUUCUCUGAACACCCCUCUGUUCCCUGUGGACCCCUCCAAGGAUCCUAUGAACUUCCUGAAGACUGUACCCAUCUUUAACUACCAACUCUACUUCCAGGACCCCGGUGUAGCUGAGACUGAGAUGGAGAAAGAUCUGGCAAGGACCUUCAAGAUCUUCUUCCGUGGCAGUGGAGAUGAGGAUAAUGUUCCUACUAUCAACACUUCGGGAGUUUGUGCCAGAGGUGGUCUGUUCGUAGGACUACCAGACGAGAUACCCAGGAGUUCUAUCCUCAGUGAGACUGCUCUGCAAUUCUACAUCACUCAGUUCAAAGACAAGGGAUUCAGAGGGCCGCUGAACUGGUACCGAAAUGUUGUGAGCAACUGGAAAUGGCUAUGCUCCCGACCCAGAGCUAAGCUCUUGAUGCCAGCUCUCAUGGUGACCGCGGGUAAAGAUCCUGUUCUGCUGCCUGUCUUCUCCAGGGGAAUGGAAAGCAUGAUCCCGAACCUCACCAGAGGACACAUUGAGGAGUGUGGACACUGGACCCAGAUGGAAAGGCCAUCUGAGCUGAACACCAUUCUGAUCUCAUGGCUGAAGGACACUCACAGCACCAUGGGGGUUGCCGUGACACCCAAGCUGUGAUCAGUUACCAUGACUGGCCACUCCUCUGAGCCUGGUUCCUCUCUAGGUUUCUUCCUUGGUUCUUGCAGGUUGACGUUUAUUGGGAUGAGUCUAGUCCUGGAGGCAGAACUGAGCCAUUUGCACGAGAUGGGCAAAGUCAAAAUUGGCUAUAUAAAAAUAUAUAUAUACUGAACAAAAAUAUAAAUGUGACAUCUAACAAUUUCAAAGAGUUAUAGUACAAAUAAGGAAAUCAGUCAAUUUAAAUACAUUUAUUAGGCCCUAAUGUAUGGAUUUCACAUGACUGGGCAGGGUCGUAUGCCCACCGACUUGGCAGCCAGGCCCACCCACUUGGCAGCCAGUCCCACC